UCUAACUUUUAUUUUUAUUGAAUUUUAAGUAAAUCAAGAGAAAAAUUAAGUAGACGAAAAAAAAAUACUUACUACCAUUGAUAAACAAAUGUCAUUUCUAAAAAUAAAUUAGGAUGGAGUAUGAAUGAGAGAAAAAAAUAAAGAACUUACAACCCCAUAUAAUGGUUGCUAAAUGAUAAUUAAUCUUUCUAUAUAAAACUCGAUUGAAAGAUCAUAUAAUACAUGAUAAAAUCAAUUGAAGAAAUUAACAAUAAGACCACCGACAGAAAAUAUAUAGAAGAGAAAAAGCCGAAUGAAAAACGUUUCUGGAGAUAAUGACGUAACGAUUGAGUCUUGACCAAUUCUGACAUCUAAAUCAAAUCAAAUAAACAAGUAAAAAUGUCAAUACUACUAAUUUCAUGAACUACGAAUCUUUUUAUAUUUACUCAAAAUCACAUAGCUACUUUCCGUCUAAUCGAUCGCGCUGACACUUGUGAUUCAAGAUGAAUAAAAGCAUUGCAUGCAUCUCUGAAGGGUUUUCAUAUUUUUCUGUGCGGUAGCCUUGCACAACAGACUAGACUCAGGAAGAAGAAGAGUGAAAUGUGAUUGAUUUCAUCUUCAAUGACAUAUAUCAAUGUAACGAUAAUGUAAUAGAACUAUCUGUUACAUAUAGUGUCAUCUAGCGAUAUAGUUUGAUAUAGAAACAAUGCUCAUGAGGUGGUUGGUGCAUUGAUCAUUUUUUUGUUCUUUAACUGUUCUUUGUUCAUCUUCUUUAUGAAAAUUUCGAUUCACAUAUCUUGCAAUAUUAUUUUAAGAUUUGGGACACUCAAAUCGAUAUCAGAAUCGAUGUGCAAAAAACAUAACCAGCAGGAAGUGCUCCAUUUAAAAAUGAUGAAAGUAGGCCGUUUUUUAUCCGAUUAUUUUUCUUUUCGACGACUGUGUAAAGCUCAAAUUAUAAGAGCAUGUGAGCCGUACUUUACAGUCAUCUGUCCUCUCGCUUCAAAUUAUCCUUAUUAUAGCUUCUAGGAGUGUAACACUCUUUUCCUUAACAUGUAUUAAACCCUUUCAUGUGUCUCGUCUUGCACUUCAAUCCAUCAACCUCGCUAGUCACCAAGUAGGUGCAAUUCCAUAUUGCAUGUUUUCUCUGCAUGAAAAUACUAAUAUACUUUUUUUUACUACUCUAUUAAAUUUAUCUUUAUCUUUUAUUUUUGUUUAGAAUAUUGCUGCACAAAACAACAGCAGCAGCAAUACCGACAACAAUAUUCCACCAGCUCCACCAUUUCAAGGUUUUCUUAUAUAUUUACAACAACAACAACAGAUACAACAACAACAACAACAGCUACAACAACAAACACAACAGCUACAACAACAAACACAACAGCUACAACAACAAGCACAACAGCUACAACAACGGGAUGGACAGAUACAACAGUUAGAACAACAAUUACAACAACAAAAUAAUAGUGGUCGUGGUCGUGGCCGACAUGGUGGUUUUGGUGGUCAUCUUCGUCGUGUUCGACGUGGUGGUCCUGGUGGUCGUCUUCAUCGUAUUGGUCGUGGUCGUGCUCGUGGUUCUGGUGAUCGUGCUCGUGGUUCUGGUGGUCGUCUUCGUCGUAUUGGUCGUGGUCCUGGUGGUCGUCUUCAUCGUAUUGGUCGUGGUCGUGCUCGUGGUUCUGGUGGUCGUGCUCGUGGUGGUUCUGGUGAGGUUGGCAGUAUUAGUAAUGGUAACAAUAUUCAAACUCGUCGUGCUACAUGUUAA
This is a messenger RNA of Rotaria sp. Silwood1, 1738 nucleotides long. NCBI's taxonomy places the organism in Eukaryota, Metazoa, Rotifera, Eurotatoria, Philodinida, Philodinidae. The record is from the annotation of a GenBank genome assembly.